AUGUCUCCUUCCCAGGCUUCCCAGCAGCCCACCACCAUCCUACAGCAGCUCCAUGCUGCCAUGUCAUCUCCCACUCCCUCCAUCCGGCCAGGACACGUCAAGCAGGGUGCGUAUGGUAGGCAGGCUGUCAAGAUAACUUUUCAGACAGAGCCCACGUCUCUCCAUUUCUCUGAGAUGUCUUUCUGUCUCCAACACAUGCAUGCAAUAUUAUACAGUAUAUUUUCUCACCUCACUCGUUCUCUGUGUGUGUAUGUCUAUGUCUGUGAAACUGUGAAUGUCACUGCAGGUGCCAGUUGGACCAAAGGGCCAGAGCUCAACCAUCUAUAAUUGCAGUCUUGCUCUUUAUAGCGCUCCUUCUCCACCUCUAGCCUCAUCAUUGUCUGUCUGUUGGUUGCUGAGGCCAGGGCAGUGAUAGUUUGCUCUGACUGACUUUCUGCUCCUCUUACUUUCAACUCACUUAUAUUGAGGUUCAUAUCAGCAUUGGCAUUAUUUCUGAUAUAAUUCAAUGAGUAGGUAGGAUUCCUCUCAUUUUGACAGAGUUGUACAAUAUAGUGUCGUUUUGCUAAAUGUUUCAUCAGGUUGUCGCCAGAGUACCCUGACAAGCAGCCAAUGGGCAAAAUCUGUAUUUUCAUAUUGCUGGAAUGAUGUCAGACAGAAAUUGAGGAAGGGAGAGGAUAGAACAUUUAGGAUGGCAGAUUUGAUUUAUAACUCAUGAUUGGACACCAUGCGGGUUGAAAAGGGUUGAUUGUCACCUAAAAGAUAAAGGACAGCACAACAGACAUACAGAAGAAGUUAGCUUCCAUGGAGGUGUAAAUAUGUGUGUGUGUGUAUAUAUAUAUAUACAUAUAUAUAACGUUGCUUUCUGUUAUUCUCCAGACCUGGUGGAGCUGAUGAUGAUCCAGAAUGCCCAGAUGCAUCAAGUCAUCAUGAACAACAUGACCAUGUCAGCCCUCAGCUCAUUUGGCUAUUCCCAGCCCCAGCUCCACCCUCUGUCUACCCCUGAGGUACUGUCAUUUGGCUAUUCCCAGCCCCAGCCCCACCCUCUGUCUACCCCUGAGGUACUGUCAUUUGGCUAUUCCCAGCCCCAGCCCCACCCUCUGUCUACCCCUGAGGUACUGUCAUUUGGCCAUUCCCAGCCCCAGCCCCACCCUCUGUCUACCCCUGAGGUACUGUCAUUUGGCCAUUCCCAGCCCCAUGGAAGUGGCUGACUAGUGUUUUUCUCCACUCAUAUACAGGAGUAAUAAAUACUUUUGUGGGGGAACAUUUAAAAAAAUACACUGCUCAAAAAAAUAAAGGGAACACUUAAACAACACAAUGUAACUCCAAGUCAAUCACACUUCUGUGAAAUCAAACUGUCCACUUAGGAAGCAACACUGAUUGACAAUACAUUUCACAUGCUGUUGUGCAAAUGGAAUAGAAAACAGGUGGAAAUUAUAGGCAAUUAGCAAGACACCCCCAAUAAAGAAAUGGUUCUGCAGGUGGUGACCACAGACCACUUCUCAGUUCCUAUGCUUCCUGGCUGAUGUUUUGGUCACUUUUGAAUGCUGGUGGUGCUUUCACUCUAGUGGUAGCAUGAGACGGAGUCUACAACCCACACAAGUGGCUCAGGUAGUGCAGCUCAUCCAGGAUGGCACAUCAAUGCGAGCUGUGGCAAGAAGGUUUGCUGUGUCUGUCAGCGUAGUGUCCAGAGCAUGGAGGCGCUACCAGGAGACAGGCCAGUACAUCAGGAGACGUGGAGGAGGCCGUAGGAGGGCAACAACCCAGCAGCAGGACUGCUACCUCCGCCUUUGUGCAAGGAGGAGCACUGCCAGAGCCCUGCAAAAUGACCUCCAGCAGGCCACAAAUGUGCAUGUGUCUGCUCAAACGGUCAGAAACAGACUCCCUGAGGGUGGUAUGAGGGCCCGACGUCCACAGGUGGGGGUUGUGCUUACAGCCCAACACAGUGCAGGACGUUUGGCAUUUGCCAGAGAACACCAAGAUUGGCAAAUUCGCCACUGGCGCCCUGUGCUCUUCACAGAUGAAAGCAGGUUCACACUGAGCACGUGACAGAGUCUGGAGACGUCGUGGAGAACGUUCUGCUGCCUGCAACAUCCUCCAGCAUGACCGGUUUGGCGGUGGGUCAGUCAUGGUGUGGGGUGGCAUUUCUUUGGGGGGCCGCACAGCCCUCCAUGUGCUCGCCAGAGGUAGCCUGACUGCCAUUAGGUACCGAGAUGAGAUCCUCAGACCCCUUGUGAGACCAUAUGCUGGUGCGGUUGGCCCUGGGUUCCUCCUAAUGCAAGACAAUGCUAGACCUCAUGUGGCUGGAGUGUGUCAGCAGUUCCUGCAAGAGGAAGGCAUUGAUGCUAUGGACUGGCCCGCCCGUUCCCCAGACCUGAAUCCAAUUGAGCACAUCUGGGACAUCAUGUCUCGCUCCAUCCACCAACGCCACGUUGCACCACAGACUGUCCAGGAGUUGGCGGAUGCUUUAGUCCAGGUCUGGGAGGAGAUCCCUCAGGAGACCAUCCGCCACCUCAUCAGGAGCAUGCCCAGGUGUUGUAGGGAGGUCAUACAGGCACGUGGAGGCCACACACACUACUGAGCCUCAUUUUGACUUGUUUUAAGGACAUUACAUCAAAGUUGGAUCAGCCUGUAGUGUGGUUUUCCACUUUAAUUUUGAGGGUGACUCCAAAUCCAGACCUCCAUGGGUUGAUAAAUUUGAUUUCCAUUGAUAAUUUUUGUGUGAUUUUGUUGUCAGCACAUUCAACUAUGUAAAGAAAAAAGUAUUUAAUAAGAUGAUUUCAUUCAUUCUGAUCUAGGAUGUGUUAUUUUAGUGUUCCCUUUAUUUUUUUGAGCAGUGUAUAUAUUUUCUUUUAAAUUUUGAUUUAUCAGCAGCACCCUCAGCACCCCUACUUCCCCGGUUAUGCCUCCUCCUACCCCUGAGGUACAGUCAUUUGGCUAUUCCCAGUCCCAUCCUCCUCCUACCCCUGAGGUACAGUCAUUUGGCUAUUCCCAGUCCCAUCCUCCCUCUACCACUGAGGUACAUUUACUGUUAGUCACAUGUGCCAACUAUUCAUCCAGCCUGUCUGUGUGCAGCACACUCAUCUUACAUUAUUCAUCUGAAAACAUGUGUUUCAGUAGGUAGAGAUAUUCUCAAUCUGAUAUGACAUUCUGGAAAAGUCAACAGACCGAGGUCAGAGUGGCUCCUCACAUUGGCUAACGCACCUAAAAGUUAUUUUUGGAGUCUGUUUUGGGUCACACUGUUCCUAGUCAGUUUAGUGGUUGUGUUGAGGCUCCAUAAGCAGUUGGCCGUCCAACCCAUUGCAGUGGAGAGUGAGGAUGCACCCCAAAUGGCACCCUAUUCACUAUAUAGUGCACUACUGUGUCUGAAUGGGCUGUUUUUAUCCUCCCCUCCAGGCCAGCUGGUCCUCAGUGAUACUGCAGCAGCAGGAGGAGGAUCCAGAGGUGUACCACCACCACUACCAGCCUGCCCCGGCCUACCUGCCCUACCCAACCUGGGUGCCUCCACCCUAGCCUGGUCCACCACAACACCGCUGAACCCCUGGAGCUAGCACCCUCCCCACACAGAGACACCAUCAGGUGAUUCACAACACAACCCCAUUCAUAACACCUACUGUACCCACACUUAUAUAGACUGAUGUUGUGACACAAUGUGUGCCAGAGAUAACAAUGAUACGUAUGUGUGAUAUCAUCCAGGAGGGCAGUCCCACCUCCUCCCCCACCCAGCGCUACCAGGACUGUGGGGGCUGACGUCCCUCCAGCAACAGGUACACAACUGGAACGCUCUGCACAUCUCUGCUGUAUAUCUGUAUAACACAUGUCGCGGCACUAACGUUAACACAUGGGUGUCCAUAGCAGAACACCAGAUAAAACAUAGGGAGGGAGUUACCAUAGAAAUAGAAUGACUCAAUAAUCAGUGGUACUGUACAUACAGAACAUUGAUCUGGGGGAUGGGAAGUCUCAAAGCCCUUAUUGAUCAUGUACGGGGCUGUGUAACACUCUCCUAAUAUGUAGGAUCUAACCAUAGAUAUCUUAUUAAAUUACUACUACUACUGAUUCCCAAUUCUAUGGAUCCCACUAGCACCCUCUGUUAGAUGAUGUGAGAGUUCUGUGAUGCUGGUUGGUGGUGUUGGUGCUGACUACAAUAAGGAGGAUCACGAUGAUGCUGAUGAGGGUGCUGACAGUGAUGGUGAUUGCAAUACUGUGGGUUAUAAUGAGGCUGAUUAUACUAAACACUUGUGAAGAAUGUGUUCAUCAGAUGGUUUCCAAGUCUCUCUUUGUCUCUUGAAUGCGUAGAGUACUAUGAUGCUACGAAGUGA
Coregonus sp. 'balchen' is the source of this 4316-nucleotide messenger RNA. The record is from the annotation of a GenBank genome assembly. NCBI's taxonomy places the organism in Eukaryota, Metazoa, Chordata, Actinopteri, Salmoniformes, Salmonidae.